ACUUGGUUGGUCUCUGCAGUGGCUUAUCCCAGUCUGUGAUAAACUACCCAAACCCAUUAGCAAGGAGGCUGAAGGCCUUAACCAGCGUUAUCCUUUCUCUGUUUCUCUCUCUCUCCCGUCAACAAUGACGAAAGGGACGGACCGUAUGAUGAGGAAUCUGAAGCAGUUCGCAGACCUACAGUACAAGCAAUUCUCGGCUCGUCACGGCCAACAAUUGAUUGACAUACUCGAAUUCCCAAUUAAGCUUGUUCUCUCUCCCUUCACCCUCGCUUAUGACAUUGCUGGUUCUGCUCCUCGCGGCUUUGGCAUCCCCGAGUUCAUUUCCAAACUCUCUUUCUCCGCCAUCUUCGUUGUUGCUACUCUUGGGACCUAUGAUAUUGCAUUAGACCUUGGAAAGAAGGUUCUAUGCCAAAGGAAUUGUCGAACCUGUAAUGGAUGGCAGGCAUUGCGAUGUACUAUGUGCAGAGGAUCAGGGAAGGUGCAAUACCAAGUGAAAAAUUUCUCCUUGAAAAGUGGUGAAAAGGCAACAGCUGAAUCCGUUGCAGAUGCCAUUUCAGACAAUCGGGCUGAGUUGGUGCACCUUCCUUCCACUGUGGAUCUUCAUUUGCCAUUGCCAUCUAAAGACUGCCCAACUUGUGAUGGAUCGGGUGUGAUGGGAUGUCCUGAGUGCAAAAACAAGUUACAAAUUAGGAUCUCUGCUGAUGAUAUCAUGGAGCCUCCCUGGACAGCCUAUAACAUAUUGAGAAAGAUGCACUAUCCUUAUGAGCAUAUUGUUCACAGCAUGAAAGACCCCAGCAUUGCUGCAUUUUGGUUACUUACAAUGCCUCAGAUUGUGGGGGGAUUUAACUAUGAUGAUGAAGUCAAGCAGAAGAUUUGGUGGCAAUACAAGGAAUCUAUGAGGUAUGAUCAACUUCGAGAUGUAGUAGCCAAGCGAAUACCUGGCUGGGAGCAUUUGCAAGAGGCCUUGAUCUCCAUAGAUCCUGUCCGUGCUAGGGAAGAUCCUGUUGUAGUAAAGAAUGUACCUUACUACAAGGCCAGAAAGGCACUGGAAGCUGAAGUCAUGAAGCUUGAUCCUCCCCCACGGCCUCAAAAUUGGGGUGAGUUGAACCUUCCGUUGAAUGCAUCUUCUUGGAGUGAGGAGGAUCUCAAAGAUCCAAAAAAAUUAUAUGAGAUGACUGUUCUUCUCAAUGCACAAAGAGAAAUUGCUGAUCAAGUUUUGGAUGCACAGUGGCAAACAAAAUGGCGCCAAGAAAAGUUAAAUGAGACGUUGAAAGAGAAGGUGCAGCCAUAUAUUCAGAGCAUUGAUAAUGGUGUCCUUUCCCAGCCUAUCAUAAUACAAUCUCCAAAUCAGGAUCAGAAGGUUUCUAUCUUCCCUAUGCACUUCCUUUAUUAUGUUUUUUUUCUUGUAGUGCUCCUUUUGGUGUUUGAGAAAAGUAGAUGCUGGAGCUGGGGUUUGAAGCACAAGAACAUGAACUUCUGUGAGACUGUCGAUAUCAGAUCUAGACUUCUUAAAAUUGGAAGUGGUCUAUUUCUUGUUAUGUUGCUUUGGAGGAAAUUAGCCCAAUAUGGAGGCCCCAUGAGAAAAGCAUUAGUAUGCUUCUUUUUCUGCUUUAGUUUUUCCGAUUACAAAAAUGAAACCAUUUCUUGGUUCCUUUAUCCAGUCUUAAUCCUCAUCAUUGAAUAACAUAUAUUUGAUAUGUAACAAGAGCUCGGACUCCAUAAGGAUGAUUAAAUUCUUAUCCAACAGGGAAAUACUAUUAUUAUGAUAGGAGGAUUAAUAUUGGGCUUAAAUGUACAGGAUUCAAAUUGAUGGUAGAGGGACUUAAGAAAAUUUGUACCUAUUUAGGGCAUCCAAAAUUUGUAUCAUGUUGAUGUCCUUGCAUUAAAAGGAUCAAAAGUUUCUGCACUUGUUGUUUUUGAAAUAUCUGUGGUCUGUGAAAGAUCUCUUGAUCAAAGGCCUCUGAUCUUGGAUUCAGAGUGAUAAGGUUUAUAUAUGGGAUGAUAAAAGGGUCCUUGGUUCUGUAAACCAGACCUUGGUUAAUUAUCAAAAUGGCAGGGCUGAAGAAUAGACUGGUUUCUUGUUUUAUCAACCAAAAAACUCACUCUUGGGGUGGAUGAUCAUCCAUAGUUUGUUUUGGGUUUCCCAGGUUUUUUAGACAUAAUUCUCACAAAGAGAUUGUGGAAGUGGGAGUUUCGUUAAUUAAUAAGAUUUGUGGUGGUUUAGUGAAAAAUAAGGAACAGUAUUUGCAAGGUUUGUUUGUAGAACUUGUUUGUGCAAGUGGAUUUCAGGAUUGGUUCAUUUGGAUGGUUCUGGACUUUAUUUAGUGAAAUCACAGUAUUUCCUGUUGUCCUAGAGUCCUUACCUUGUAGAUAGUAUGGGGGCUUCCAUGAUGCCAAUGGCCUCUCGUUUCCUUUGCAGAAUCCAAAUAUUACUUUAGAGGCGGUUUAAUCACUGAGUCAUGUUUUCUCUGUAGCAGCUUGAAGGAAACCAUUGAUGUUUUUGUCCCCUGUGAAAGCUUGAAAAUGUCCUUGGCUGCUUUUGUUGCCAUGAUGGACCUUUGGUUCACUAGAAUUUUUAUGAUAAUUAUUAUUGUAUUACAUUGCAGGUUAUCAAUUUCAAACACACGAGUUUUAUUCAUUAACUACAUAAAAUGCUUCAAGACAUUCUCCUGACCUCAUUUGACUUAUGUGCUGCAGGGAAAAACCCGGAAACGGAGAUGGUGGUUAUUUUGAUGUGGAGGCAGUUUCAACUACAAUGUAUCAGCAGAAAGGAUAUAUCUGGACUGCACCAUGCCAAAUCUUCAGACACUUCUUUCACGAGUAAUCAUAUUUGAUUCUUUUGCCCAGGAUCUUCCUCCUGUAUUGCCCACAUUUUGUCCUUCAGGUACUCUGCACUUUCAUCUCCCCUUUGGAAUGCAGAAAGACCUUGUUCUCAGAAUAGUUCUUGUUUUUCAACAUAGUGAUUGACAAACUCUGAGAGUGUUUGUUUAAAUCUCAUGACUUUUCCUUAAUUUGAUAUUAUUUGACUGAACUUUUUAUUCGGUUUUUAUAUGCAGUCUGAACUUAUCCUAUCA
Molecule: messenger RNA, 3074 nt
Organism: Vitis vinifera (wine grape)
Lineage: Eukaryota; Viridiplantae; Streptophyta; Magnoliopsida; Vitales; Vitaceae
Exons: 11
Coding region: 125-1684 (519 amino acids)
Cellular component (GO): chloroplast
Source: RefSeq, a predicted model, not a curated record